AUGUCGGUUUCAUCUUCCAGUUCGCAAGAACAAAUAAUGUCUGGAAAUUUGGCUUCUGACUAUAUUCUUUCAGAGGAGGCCGAGGAGCAGUUAAGCACAAAUGUCAUUCAGGCCGGGAAAGCUAUUCUGGAGCUCUCGUAUAUCAACGAAGAGGUCUUGCAAGAAUUGGAUAAAAUAGAGGAUCUAUUGUCGAAAGUAAGACAAGAGAAAGAGAAAGACGAAAUGAAAAAGGUGCUGCCUUUAGCCAAGAAGGCACUGGUGAGACUUCUGGGACAAGGAGAAAUGGAUGUCAAGAUUUCCAUGACAUCGCGCCUCACUGAGAUAAUGAGAAUAACAGCCCCUAAUGAGCCUUUAAAGGAGGAUAACAUGAAGAUAGAAUGA
Molecule: messenger RNA, 381 nt
Organism: Fraxinus pennsylvanica
Lineage: Eukaryota; Viridiplantae; Streptophyta; Magnoliopsida; Lamiales; Oleaceae
Source: the annotation of a GenBank genome assembly